UCUGCUUCGACUUUGGCCCUUCAGGAGGCACAGCGUUUGGCUUGAACUGUUGAGCCUGAAUGUUCAGCGACUUCUGCCUCGGCUUCUCGAUUUAAAUGUGUUUGGUACAGCUCAUUGGAGAAGGGCGAGCGUGUGUUUGUUGUGCUCACGCGCAAAUUGGAUCAGCACGUAAUUAACCAAUGCGGUCUGUAGGGAUGAACAACAAAUGGAUUUAACCUUGUGUGGUGUCAUCCAUGUAUCGUGCGAGAGAUUUCACGUACUUACUGAAGUCGAGGAGACGCCUUGUUUGCUCUUCAUUGGUCACCUGAUCAGCCUGAAUAGAACAUGGUGGCAUUGGUUUCUUGAAAGGCAGAGAAGAUACAGGAAUUGGAUGGCACGAGAUGAUAUCGAUGGCGAUGACGGCGUUCGCAAAUGAUGAGCGGUCAUUUACGCUAGGAUGUACGGCGAUGGAGGAGAUGAUCAGCCCAUGAAUUCGGCGAACGGCCUGGGUACCAGCUUGUACUAUAACUGGAGUUGGAUGUGGCUCGACUCGAACUUGCUUUUAAGAAUGCGUUGGUUAAGAAGACACAUUUGUGACCACUAAGAUGGUUGAUUAGGUGGUAAGCUAGUAUCUUGAUAAGGUUGUAGUGACAGACUCGCCAACUUCGGACCUUUGGAUAGAAUCGACCCCCUUGUUAUUUCUUUUUUUAUUUUCUCUGUAACAAUUUUCUCGCCCACAAAUCUUUGAAAAAUAUGAAUAAAAAAAUUGUGGAUGUACGGGUGAGGUCCGUGUGAGGCUUCGCACCGGAAACAAACCCCACCGCCUUGGCGCGCAACUGCCAAAACCGAACUCCUUCAACCGUUUUAAGCAAGGCGAGUCAGCGGCAGGCGAGAAACAACUGAGAAGUGACUUCAAAACUCCCUCCUUUUCUCCAAAACCGAACUCUCCGAUCUUCAUCUUCUUCCUCCUCUCUCUCCAUCCUUGACGACCCACAGAGCUUUUAGCUUCUUCGAUCACGAGCGACUUAUCUUGUCGUUCACCGGGUUGGUUGUGUGUGCAUUUGAAGGUCCUGAUCGCUCGAAAGAUUGCUGGAAUUUCCAAGAAACGAACAAAGAACGACGCUCCUGCUCGGUAUUGGCUCGAGAGGACUUGAUUUCCGGAAGGAAUGGCGAUGCGCCACCUGAUUACGUUUCUCGUCUCGGCUGUGUUUUCGGCGUCGCUGGAUUUGCAGGCUUUUGCAUUCACAGAUCCUCUUGAUGCUACGACGCUUCAUGGGCUAUAUGCAGCCUUGAACUACCCUGCACAGCUGAGGGGCUGGAGAUCGGAUGGUGGGGAUCCAUGUGAGGAAUCAUGGAUGGGAGUGGCAUGCUCCGGGUCGUCUGUGAUUUACCUUAAACUUGAUGGACUAAACCUGAGCAGUUCUCUGGGAGACCAGCUUCAUAAUUUCCACAAUUUGAAGCAAUUGGAUAUGAGCUCCAACAACAUUCAGGGUGAUAUUCCCUAUGGUUUACCUCCUAACGUUACUCAUCUCAACUUAGCAUGCAACAAGUUGACCCAGAGCAUUCCACAUUCAUUACCUUCCUUAAAAAACCUACGGCACCUGAAUCUGAGCCACAAUUUGUUAUCUGGACCUAUUGGCAAUGUUUUCACUGGACUGCUGAAUCUAAAAGAAAUGGAUCUCUCAGACAAUAACUUCACUGGGGAUCUGCCUAGUUCGUUCCAGUCUCUGUCAAAUCUUACUGGACUGUUCCUGCGGAAUAACAGAUUUACUGGAGCAGUGAUCUUACUGGCUAACCUUCCUCUAAUCAACCUGGAUAUAAAAGACAAUCACUUCAGUGGUGUCAUUCCUAAGAGUUUCCAGAACAUACCAAAUCUAUGGAUUGGCGGAAAUAACUUCCACAGAGCUGAAUCUCCACCAUGGAACUUUCCUUUUCAAAAUAUGUCUCUCCAAAGUAACAUCAGUAGUCCUCCAACAACACAGUCAAGUGCUGUUGAGAACCAUCCCUCUCUUUACGCACGUUUGCACAAGAGGGGAAAAUUGGGCCCUGGUGGAAUUGCAUGCAUGGUUGGUGGAGGCACUCUAGUAGUAAGCUGUGCAGCUCUUAUAAUUGCAAUCCAUAUCCAUCGGGCUCGUGCUCAGAAAGAUAAACUCCUACACAGAUCCAAUAGCUCGUUUCAUUCUAUGUCCGUCAGAACUGUCAGAGAAGAGCUCCCACCAAACUUGCCUCGUAUCCCACCAUCAACUGUUAGUGCAAGGCCUGUACCUCUUGCUCUCCUUGCGGGUCGAGGAAAUAGAAAAAGCUUUUCCAGGAAAUGUGAAGCCCUUGAAUGUGUGAAGAUUUACAAUGCUGCAGAACUUCAAUUCGCCACAAAAGGCUUCAGCGAAGAGAACAUUAUCUGCAAAGGAUCCCUUGGCCCUGUUUAUGAGGCUAAGCUACCUGAUGGCCAGAUAUUGGCUGUGGAGAAUGUCAACAUGGCAUCACUGUCUCUCCUUGAAGAAGAACAAUUCCUGGAUGUGAUCUGCUCUGUCUGUAGAUUGAGGCACCCAAACGUCAUUCCGCUUCUAGGUUAUUGCACAGGACUUGGACUGCAUUUGCUGGUCUAUGAGUACAUGAGAUAUGUGACCCUUGACGAUGCUCUGCAUAGCGGAAAGUACAAGCCUCUAUCAUGGAGUUCACGUGUUCGGAUUGCCCUUGGAGUCGCUCAGGCAUUAGACUACAUGCACUCCACAUUUGCACCUCCUGUUUGUCAUGGCAAUCUAAAGGCUCGCAAUAUUUUGCUUGACGAGGAACUCAAGCCACGUAUAUGUGAUUGCGGAAUUUCUGUUCUGAGGCCACUUACAUGCAGUUCAGUCAAGCUUAAGGCUUCUGAAAUUGCUAUUGGAGACACUGGUUAUAUUGCACCUGAACACGGUCAACCAGGCAUUGAUAACACUAAGUGUGACAUCUAUGCUUUUGGGGUGCUGCUUCUGGAGCUGUUAACUGGGAGGAGGCCUUUCGACAGUUCAAGACCAAGGGAAGAAAAAUAUCUGGUGAAAUGGGCUUCAUCCCAGCUUCAUGACCGUGAUUGCUUGGAGCAGAUGGUUGAUAAAAGAGUUGAAGGAACACUCAGCUUUCGGGCUCUAUCCCGAUUGGCUGAUAUAAUAUCUGUCUGCACCCGGCAUGAGAAGGAAUUCCGGCCAGCAAUGCACGAAGUAGUGGAAUCUCUGUUGUAUAUGCUGGAAAGGUUCAACAUCACAGAAGGCAAUGCCACAUACAGCAGUGACCUUGAACCUUAUGAAAGAUCCUUCCGCUCAACCCGCACGCGCUUCUUGGCCUCACCUACAACAAGUAGCUGGUCAUCUGAUCGUGCUUCUCAAUGAGCUGACAAAAACCGUUCUUUUGUUCUCAUUUUGGUCCAUCAUGUGUCAAGACCACUUGGAAUGAAUUUCCCCUGGCGAAACAAAAAAAAGAAAAGAAAGGAAGACUGGGCGAGCUCUGCAUAGGUUUUCACAGUUAAUAUUUCUCGUACAGAAUCGCACGAUGGAUAAUGGGAUUGCUUCCCCAAGAUUGUAUUGGCACACCAGUGUCAUCAUCGAUAGGAUCAAGAUUCAUUUGGACUGUUGAUAACUGCUAAUGACCAAAGAACAGCCUAGAGAUGUACCUCUCGACAUUUCUUGAAUAUGGAAUGGACCUCCCUUUCAUCUUCUUCUCUUCAUGUAAGACUUCCCCGAAGUGGUUUAUCAAGAUACUAAGUGAGAGCAGGAUCAUCAUCA
Messenger RNA from Eucalyptus grandis, 3734 nucleotides. RefSeq names its product protein STRUBBELIG-RECEPTOR FAMILY 2. NCBI's taxonomy places the organism in Eukaryota, Viridiplantae, Streptophyta, Magnoliopsida, Myrtales, Myrtaceae. Gene Ontology annotation, biological process: protein phosphorylation. The transcript is spliced from 17 exons. Bases 1146 to 3341 code for a protein of 731 amino acids. The record is from RefSeq and is a predicted model, not a curated record. Gene Ontology annotation, molecular function: receptor serine/threonine kinase binding; protein kinase activity; ATP binding.